GUUCAUCUGACCUUCAUCAACUCUGGGAUCAACCUGAUGGAAGAAACACAAACAUCUAUGCAGAAUGAACCAAAGUCUCUCCAUCAGACAGCUGUAGACCGGGCCUUACAGAGUCCAAAUGGACACCUGGACUUGUUCCUCCGCUUCCUCCUGGGACUUUCACUGCAGACCAAUCAGAGACUCCUAAAAGGUCUGCUGACACAGACAGGAAGUAGCUCCCAGACCAAUCAGAAAACAGUUCAGUACAUCAAGAAGAAGAUUAGUGAGAAUGUGUCUGCAGAGAAAAGCAUCAAUCUGUUCCACUGUCUGAAUGAACUGAAGGAUCGUUCUCUGGUGCAGGAGAUCCAACGGUCUCUGAGUUCAAGGCGUCUCUCUAAAUAUAAACUGUCUCCUGCUCAGUGGUCAGCUCUGGGUUUCAUCUUAGUCACAUCAGGAAAAGAUCUGGAUGUUUUUGAGCUGAAGAAAUACUUAGCUUCAGAGGAGGUUCUUCUGAGGCUGCUGCCAGUGGUUAAAGCCUCCAACAAAGCUCUGCUGAGUUACUGCAACCUCUCAGAGAGAAGCUGUGCGGCUCUGUCUUCAAUUCUCAGCUCCCAGUCCUCCAGUCUCAGAGAACUGGACCUGAGUAACAACAACCUGAAGGAUUCAGGAGUGAAGCUUCUAUCUGCUGGAUUGAAGAGUCCAAACUGCAAACUGGAAACUCUCAGGUUGUCAGGCUGUCUGAUCUCAGAGGAAGGCUGUGCUUCUCUGGCCUCAGCUCUAAGCUCCAACCCCUCCUAUCUGAAAGAGUUGGACCUGAGCUACAAUAAUCCAGGAGGAGGAACAAGGAAGCUGCUGUCGGCAGGACUAAAGGAUCAAGAAUGGAGCCUAGAAGAUCUCAGGGUGGAGCCUGCUGGAGAACGAUGGUUAAAACCAGGUCUGAGGAAGUAUUCCCGUCAGCUCAGGAUUGACACAAAGACAGUGAAUAGAAGCCUGGAACUGUCUGAAGACAACAGGAAGGUGGAACUCGUUGAGGACGAGGAUGAGUCCGAUCAUGAUCAUUCAGACAGAUUUGAUAAACCUAAGCUGCUGUGUAAGGAUGAUCUGACUGGUCGCUGUUACUGGGAGGUAGAGUGGAAAGGAGAUAUUGAGAUAUCAGUGAGUUGCAGAAAAAUCAGAAGGAGAGCAGAAAGUGAUGACUGUAGGUUUGGAUGGAAUAAUCAGUCCUGGAGUCUGAGAUGCUCUGAUGAUGAUGAUGGAGGUGGUUAUUCUGUCUGGCACAAUAACAUAGAAACGUCUAUUUCUUCCUCCUCCACUUCCUCCUCUGUCUCUAACAGAGUAGGAGUCUAUUUGGACUGUCCUGCUGGCAUUCUGUCCUUCUACAGAGUCUCCUUAAACUCACUGAUCCACCUCCACACCUUCAACACCAAAUUCACUGAACAUCUGUAUCCUGGGUUUGGGUUCUGGUGGUCCGACUCUGGUUCCUCGGUGACUUUGUGCUGACUUUAAUCUAAAGAGUCUCCUGCUUUCAGAGAAAAUCUCUCCCUGUUGAACAGAUAGUUCUGUUUUUCUAUCUCUACCUGUUUCCCUCAGCAACAUAUUUUCAAUUCAGUUUAUUUCUAUAGCUCCAAUUCACAUCAUGUCAUCUCAGGUCACUUUCCAGUUCACCAGAUCAUCCAGUCAGAUUG
Messenger RNA from Cyprinodon variegatus (sheepshead minnow), 1664 nucleotides. RefSeq names its product protein NLRC3-like. NCBI's taxonomy places the organism in Eukaryota, Metazoa, Chordata, Actinopteri, Cyprinodontiformes, Cyprinodontidae. The record is from RefSeq and is a predicted model, not a curated record. Gene Ontology annotation, molecular function: protein binding. The coding region runs from base 37 to 1479 and encodes 480 amino acids. The transcript is spliced from 5 exons.